Sparassis crispa is the source of this 1890-nucleotide messenger RNA. RefSeq lists its product as hypothetical. NCBI's taxonomy places the organism in Eukaryota, Fungi, Basidiomycota, Agaricomycetes, Polyporales, Sparassidaceae. The record is from RefSeq and is a predicted model, not a curated record. Bases 1 to 1890 code for a protein of 629 amino acids. The transcript is spliced from 3 exons.
AUGGAUAAGUCCAUCAUUGAUUCGGGCUCUUGCCGCAUCAGCCGUCGUGUUCCUUCCCUUCCUCCCCACCCUCAUGUCGCUCUAGUCCUCUCCCUCUCCUCGCUGUCCUCCCCCUCCUCAGCGAUGGACUUUACCCCCACCUCACCAUCCCCGACGGUCCGCUCGCGUCCACAUGGCCCCCGAGGGCCGAAGCUCAUGCCCAAGACCGUCCGAUACGACAUGAACAGUCGCUUGGAGGAACCCACUCCCGCGUAUUCCAGCCCACGCUCUUCGUCGUCCAGCCUGAGACCUGCCACUUCAUACCAGCUGGAUAUGAUGUCUACACCACCUUCGCCCCGGCCAGGAACGUCCAUGGAGGUAUCUCGUGCAUCUACGCCCUCAACUCCCGCAUUCAAAGUCAUUCCCAAGAGACCAACGCUACCCACACCGCCGCCUCUGAAAUUUGAUUCUGUUCCGGUCGCGUGGCGUGGCAUGACUCUGGAAGCUGCUCAGUGGAGUAUGACCUCUGAGCAGCUGCAGGAACUCGUUUCCGGUGCCAUCCGCAAGUCUGCAGAAGAGUCCUUUAUACGACUUGUACGUCGGGAAACCUUUGAAGGAGAGCUAGACGCAGAGUUGGACCGUCUGGAGUCGCUCAGGGCAACAACUCAAUCACAGUACCGGUUUAACAUGCACCGGCGGACAAUGCUUUUGCAGUCGCUGAACGCGCUGUCGUAUUCUGCCGUGUCUGAUGCGGGAGACGGGGAGGCGUUGUUCAACCUCACGACACAGCUCGCCGACGUUACUGUCUCCUGCGACAGACUGAUGGAGACUCUCUUGACGAUAUCCGACCAGCGGGGGCAAAUUCAGCGUUUGCAAGACGUCCACGUUGGCUCGGCGCUCUCAAUGGCGCUCCGAAAACUAAACGCCUCGUACGGUAAGCGGAAGGCAGAGUUACAGGAAGCACGAGACACGAUCGAGGAGCUCAAGGCACAGCUCGAAGAAGCGUGGGAUGUCGCAGAGGACAUGGCGCAGGAGAUGGAUUAUCUGGACAACUUCCAGCUCAGCGACGACGAAGACUAUACUUCGACGAGUGCCGUGGAUGCAAUGAGCGUGCACAUGGCUGAGGUGGUGGGAGUCACUGGCAGGGCUGUCGCCACGACAGCAACUCUGACGAAUCUACCGGGUGAGCUCGCACGGCAGGGCGACCGCGCAAGCCGGGUCUCGGCAGCGAAGACGAGAAGCAUGCUUGCCUCCAAGGCGAGCCUGAGAAUUCCAACCAGAAAGCCUUCGAAUGGUACUGACCUCGCAUCGAGGCAGUCUCUUCGACGGAGAUUCAGCAAGAGCUCACGAGGUUGUUCAGUAGAGGGGGGCGCUAUCCCGAAUGUACCGACAAUUCAGAUCGCUCUGGCAACGCCGCUUCCAGAGAGCUCGUUCUUAGACCUGGCAGACACCAGACCUACAACACCUGCGACGCCUGCCAACUCCACAUUGUCUGAUGUUCCUCCAGUACCUUCGAUGCCUGUAAUACCCGAUCUGCCUCGUCAGAACAUGGACUCGACCUUGCGGAGGGAUAGUAAUGGCUCUCUCAAAGCAAUCCAUGAUUCACCUAUCACUGCGCCAACACCAUCGCCGGGAUUCCGCACGUUCAUCCCACCCGACCGUAGUGGCGAACUUAGCCCUCGUGCGCCGGGGACGCGCAGCAGAGCCCAAUCUGUACAGAUCGCAUCAUCUGCAUCCACAGUUACUGUCUUGCGGAGAUCGCGAUCGGAGUACAGGAUACCCGAUGGCUGGUCGUUGCCGGACAACAUCAAGCCGAAAACAUAUUCGGUGCCGCUACGAGCUACUGAAGUUAAUGAGACAGUGCAUAUGCAGACUGUGUCGGCAUUCACUGUGAAUGUGGACAAGAGAUGA